CACGGAUGUAAGCGGCCUCGCCAGGUGAGACGGUGCAAAAAGUAAAUACACAGGUACAGAAAAGAAUGAUUUCCAGAUAACACAUAGUUAUGUACAAAGUACAACAAAAUGGGUCAUCGUCACAUUCUAAGGGUGCCAACGGACAUGCCCUACACAAUGACACCAGGUCCCAAGGAAGCUGGGACGAUGCUAUACCUGUCCCGCGACUUAGUCUGACCUCAGCUUAUGUUGUUGUCUUUGUACUAGCUGGGCUCUGCUUUGCCAACAGCUACGAUGGUGACUUUGUUUUUGACGACAGUGAGGCCAUCCUGAACAAUAAAGAUCUAAGUACAGAUGUACCCGUUACGGACCUGUUCUUCCACGACUUUUGGGGCAAGAAUCUCGCGUCCAAAACCAGUCACAAGUCCUAUAGGCCUCUCACAGUUCUCACCUUCAGGUGGAGCCACAGUUUAGCGGGAGGUCUGUAUCCACUGGGGUUCCACAUAGUCAACAUCCUACUCCACAGCAUUGUCUCUGUGCUCAUGUUAUCACUAUUUUCCAACUUAUUUUCCGAGUGUAUCAUUGCCAAGGAGACGGGUUCGUUAGCAUUUGGAACUCCUCGGGCAUCACUGCUGUGUGCAAUACUGUUUGCCGUCCAUCCAAUCCACACAGAAUCUGUGGCAGGGGUUGUGGGUCGAGCAGACCUGUUAUGUGCCUUACUCUUCAUCCUGUCCUUCAAGUUUUAUGUAAAUUCGUGUGUCCAAGCGGCAGUAGAAAAGGGAGAUAGUGUGCUAUGUCGCCCUUCCUCAUUCUCUCUUCCUCAUAUCCUCCUUAGUAUCGUCCUUUGUGGCAUGUCUGUCUUGUGUAAGGAGACAGGCAUCACUGUCAUUGGAAUCUGUAGUGCCUUCGAUAUCAUUAUGAUCUGUAGGGUGGAUGUGUUGGCCGCUGUUGGGCUGAAAAAAGAAUUCAAGUCACUGGACAAUGGUCACUCCAAUGGUAGCACUGGACACAGAGAGGAUGAUGGGUCAUGGAUUACCUCCCUUGUGAAGCGCCAGCUGUUAUUGUUGUGCGGAGGUCUGACCAUCCUUGCGACACGGUGGAGAUUAAUGGGGUCAACCACACCCACAUUCCAGGUGUUUGAUAACCCACAUUCCUUUGUUAACGGAACACUUACAAGGGUGCUGAACUACAACUAUCUGUACUCCAUCAACGGUUUCCUAUUGGUCAACCCUUGGUGGCUUUGUUUUGAUUGGUCAAUGGGUUGUUUACCUGUCAUCAAGUCUCUGAUGGAUCCCCGGGUUUUGGCUGUAUUUGCAUUCUGGUUGGUGCUCGGAGGAUUGUUGUUUGCAGCAUUAAAUGGUGCCAUGGAUCGGGAGAAACGAUGUCUGUCUAUGGGUCUGGCCCUGAUUGUGGUUCCUUUCCUACCUGCCACAAACCUUCUGUUCCGUGUGGGCUUUGUGAUUGCUGAGCGAGUACUGUACCUGUCUACUGCAGGCUACUGUAUAAUCAUUGUACUCGGUGUCCAGAGGCUUGUAUCAACUCACACCUUCCCUCAGGUGGUGAGGUACACAUUAAUUUUCCUGGUAGCCAUUUUCACUGCGCGUUGUGUACACAGGAGCUAUGAGUGGAGAAAGGAGAUGUCACUAUUUGAAGCUGGUGUAAAUGUCUGUCCCCUUAAUGCAAAGGUGCACUAUAACAUCGCUAAACUUAAUGGAGACCGUGGAAACGUGGAGAAGGCCAUAGAGAAGUACAGAGAUGCCAUCAGUUUAAAUCAUGAGUAUGACCAGGCUAUGAACAACUUAGCUAACAUACUAAAAGACCGGGGAGACCUACAGGAGGCAGAGGAGCUCCUAAUGAAGGCCGUCGGAAUUAGAGAUGAGUUUGCCGCAGCUUGGAUGAACCUUGGUAUCGUCCAGUCUAACCUCAAGAAGAACGACUUGGCAGAGAAAAGCUACUUCCGGGCCCUGCUACAUCGUAGGAAAUACCCAGAUUGUUACUACAACCUUGGCAACUUGUACUUGGAUCUGAAGAUGCACAAUGAGGCUAUACAGGCGUGGAGGAAUGCUACCUUACAGAGACCUACACACUUCAACGCUUGGAACAAUAUGGUCAUCCUCCUGGAUAACCUCAAUCAAGUGGACCAGGCAGAGGCUGUAGGCAAGGAAGCACUCAAGUACAUCGGUCAAGAUGCACAGAUGUACAUCAAUCUAGCCAAUGUUAUGGGGAAAGCUGACCGCUAUAAGGAGAGUGAACAGUACUUUCUGCGAGCCAUCAAAAUUGAUUCAAACUUGGCUAAAGCUCAUGCCAAUUUAGGCGUACUGUACCACCGCUGGGACAAACAUGACCUGGCUGAGAAGUCCUAUAAACGUGCGCUACAGUUGGAGCCAGACUCUGUAAACACACACGACAACCUGAAGAUGUUGUAUAGAAAGAUAGGCAAGGCUAACAAUUAGGUCACUGAAAAUCUGACCAUUCAAUCCAAAAAAUUAAGCUUUGGAAAAAGAUCCAAUUUCCUGUAAGUUUGUAGUUAUGUAUAUGUGACUAUACAUGGAAAGAAGUUUUAAGGCCUACAAAGUCUACGCCAAAAUUAUUUUAAAAAGAGAUUUUCUAAUCAUCAAUCAAUUAAACUCAGUGUGGCAAUUUUGUACCAUUAAAACUAUCCAGAUAGUUUGAUUUCUACUUUUGAGAAAAUUAUACAUCAGCCAUCAGCAGGAGAUACUGGAGUUUAAUGUCUGUCCAGUGGGCUAUCUGUCUGUCUAUCUGUC
Messenger RNA from Mizuhopecten yessoensis (Yesso scallop), 2744 nucleotides. Its product is annotated as transmembrane and TPR repeat-containing protein 4-like. Gene Ontology annotation, biological process: protein O-linked glycosylation via mannose; endoplasmic reticulum unfolded protein response. The transcript has 15 exons. The coding region runs from base 90 to 2432 and encodes 780 amino acids. The record is from RefSeq and is a predicted model, not a curated record. Gene Ontology annotation, molecular function: mannosyltransferase activity; protein binding. Gene Ontology annotation, cellular component: endoplasmic reticulum. NCBI's taxonomy places the organism in Eukaryota, Metazoa, Mollusca, Bivalvia, Pectinida, Pectinidae.